CCUUCACGGAGCCAGCCAUCUAUUGGGGUCAAGAUGGCGCCUAAGUUACGGCCGACAAUUUUUGGUACUGUAGCACAAGAGAAGACACCCACAGCCAACAAAAGAAAAAAUCGCGAGAGUGUGGUGCCUCAGAUGUUGACGUUGGCGCAGAUGUUCGGAUCUGACAGCGGCUACGUGGGCGGCGACAACAACAACCACUGUGAUGCUGACAGUGAGAAGGAUGCCCUGAUAUUCCAGAAUGGCAACCUGCAGUCCGGCCCCCUGGAAGCGCUGAUACAGCACCUUGUCCCCACAUCUGUCUACUGCCCUGAUGUAA
Messenger RNA from Candidula unifasciata, 316 nucleotides. NCBI's taxonomy places the organism in Eukaryota, Metazoa, Mollusca, Gastropoda, Stylommatophora, Geomitridae. The record is from the annotation of a GenBank genome assembly.